This is a messenger RNA of Myotis brandtii (Brandt's bat), 1026 nucleotides long. It is a transcript of the gene TPRN, whose product is annotated as taperin. Gene Ontology annotation, biological process: auditory receptor cell stereocilium organization; sensory perception of sound; stereocilium maintenance. Gene Ontology annotation, cellular component: stereocilium base. The record is from RefSeq and is a predicted model, not a curated record. Gene Ontology annotation, molecular function: phosphatase binding. The transcript is spliced from 4 exons. NCBI's taxonomy places the organism in Eukaryota, Metazoa, Chordata, Mammalia, Chiroptera, Vespertilionidae. The annotation marks the transcript as partial.
CACCGCGGAGCCCAGCUGGUGUCUGGAGCUGACGGUGCACCCGUGGGAGAGAGGAGCCCCUUGGGGGUCCAGGAGGGGGCCUGCCCCAGGCCAGCCACUGCCCUAGUGGACCAGGCUGUCAGGUGGCAGAGGCCGUCCUCGCCGCCCCCGUCCCUCCCGGCGGCCGCCGAAGCUGAGCCUUCCCAGGGCUUCGGGGUGUCCAGCUUGGCCAAGAAUGGCGGGGAGCCCGGAAGGCCAGGGCUGCCCGUCACCUUCAUCGAUGAGGUGGACUCGGAGGAUGAGGUCCCCCAAGAAGCCAAACUGCCCUGCUCGGGGGCCAGGGUGCCUCCCCGGUACCACCCAUCGGAGCUCCUGCACCAAGGUGGCAACACCUUCACGGUGGUGCCCAAGAGGAAGCCAGGGGUCCUGCCGGCCAACGGGGAGCCUGGGCCACUGGAGGCGGAGGAAGUGGAGGCGGACCGCCUGUCGGAGCCCCCUGCUGUGCUGGGGGCCGGCCUGAAGAAGCGCUACCCCACCGUGCACGAGAUCGAGGUGAUUGGCGGCUACCUGGCCCUGCAGAAGUCCUGCCUCACCAAGGCUGGCUCCUCGAGAAAGAAGAUGAAGAUCUCCUUCAAUGACAAGAGCCUGCACACCACGUUUGAGUACCCAUCCGAGAGCUCCCUGGUGCAGGAGGCCCAGGCCGAGGGUGAGGAGGAGGAAGAGGAGGAGGAGGAGGAGGAGGAGGGCGGCUCCGGCUCCCGCCUGAACGGGGCAGUGGAGAAGCCCUUGGCGCUCUUCCUGCCCCGAGCCACCUUCGUGCACAGUGUGGCGCCCGACAGCCCUCGCCUGCCAGACGGCAGCUCAGGCCUGUCCAGCUACACUCCAAAGCACUCCAUGGCCUUCAGCAAGUGGCAGGAGCAGCCUUUGGCACAGGCCCCGGGGGAGGUGGAGCCCUCACUGAAGGAGGUCAUGCUCACCCCCGCCAGCCACAACGACCUUUCGGACUUCCGCAGCGAGCCAGCCCUGUAUUUCUGACGCCAGUCCCAC